This is a messenger RNA of Zingiber officinale, 2052 nucleotides long. Its product is annotated as CDPK-related kinase 3-like. Gene Ontology annotation, molecular function: ATP binding; calcium-dependent protein serine/threonine kinase activity; calcium/calmodulin-dependent protein kinase activity. The record is from RefSeq and is a predicted model, not a curated record. Gene Ontology annotation, biological process: protein autophosphorylation; peptidyl-serine phosphorylation; intracellular signal transduction. NCBI's taxonomy places the organism in Eukaryota, Viridiplantae, Streptophyta, Magnoliopsida, Zingiberales, Zingiberaceae. Gene Ontology annotation, cellular component: cytoplasm; nucleus. The transcript has 11 exons. The coding region runs from base 69 to 1889 and encodes 606 amino acids.
UGGUGAUCGGAGGAAGAGACGAGGAAGAAAAGAAUACGAAUCAGGGCGCGCUUGGCACCGACGCCGGAAUGGGCCAGUGCUAUGCCAAGAACAUCGCCGUCGCCGUGGAGGGGGAUGCCGAGGGCGGAUGCGAUGCCUAUCGCUCCCCGUCCCCUAUACCGGCAACCGUCGCCACCGUCGCCGCCGCCUCGUCCCCGGCCCCAGUCACCAACGCCGUGACUCCUGCCGGAUCUUCCUCGGGUAGCCCCUGGCCGAGUCCUUACCCACGGAGCGCGGCCGGUAGCCCUCUCCCGUCCGGGAUCGCCCCGUCCCCGGCGCGGUCCACGCCGCGGAGGUUCUUCCGUCGCCCGCCGUCGCCCGCGAAGCACAUUAAGGCGUCCCUAGCUAAGAGAUUCGGCCGGAAGAAGCCCAGCGACGCUUCAAUCCCCGAGGACGGCGCCGGCGACGGAGCCGCAGGAGGAGAAGCGGAAGCGGAGCGGCAGCUGGACAAGAGCUUCGGGUACGAGAAAAAUUUGGAGGCGAAGUACGAGAUCGGGAAGGAGGUGGGCAAGGGGCAUUUUGGGAAUACAUGCUUGGCGAGGGCAAAGAAGGGAGAGCUCAAGGGUCAGCUUGUCGCCAUCAAGAUCAUCUCUAAAGUUAAGAUGACAACAGCAAUAGCAAUUGAAGAUGUUCGUAGGGAAGUGAAAAUCUUGAAGUUUCUAUCUGGGCAUGCUAAUCUGGUCAAGUUUUACGAAGCAUAUGAGGAUGACCUUAAUGUCUAUAUAAUCAUGGAAUUGUGUGGAGGAGGAGAAUUGUUGGAUAGAAUCCUGUCCAAAGGUGGAAGAUACAAGGAGAAAGAUGCAAAAGUAGUUGUCAUACAAAUUUUAAGUGUAAUUGCCUUUUGUCAUCUUCAAGGAGUUGUGCAUCGCGAUCUUAAGCCAGAGAAUUUUCUGUUUACUACAAAGGAUGAAAAUGCACCUAUGAAGAUAAUUGAUUUUGGUCUUUCUGAUUUCAUCAGACCAGAUGAAAGACUAAAUGAUAUUGUAGGUAGUGCAUACUAUGUUGCACCUGAAGUUCUACAUAGAUCAUACAGCACAGAAGCAGAUAUGUGGAGCAUUGGUGUCAUAACAUAUAUACUAUUGUGUGGCAGUAGACCCUUCUGGGCACAGACUGAAUCCGGAAUUUUCCGUUCUGUACUGAGAGCUGAUCCUAAUUUUGAAGAAUUACCUUGGCCUGCAGUAUCUCUGGAAGCCAAAGAUUUUGUUAGAAGGUUGCUAAAUAAGGAUUAUAGGAAAAGAAUGUCUGCUGCAAAAGCUCUAUCUCAUCCUUGGUUGCGAAAUGAGCAUCGUCAGACACCUUUGGACAUACAAAUCUACAAGUCAGUCAAGUCCCAUCUCCGCACAACAACUUUUAGACGUGCUGCCAUGAAGGCUUUGUCAAAUGCUCUAACAGAGGAUGAGCUCAUCUACAUAAGAUCCCAAUUUAAUUUAUUGCAGCCAAAUAAUGAUGGUUGUGUUUCUAUUGAGAAUUUUAGAAUGGCACUCUGGCAGAAUGCUACCGAUGCUAUGAAGGUGUCCAAGGUUCCUGAUAUAUUAAAUGCAUUGGAGCCACUAUCAUACAGAAGGAUGAACUUUGAAGAGUUUUGUGUGGCAGCAAUCAGCCCUUAUCAACUCGAGGCUUUGAAAGAAUGGGAACAAAUCGCCACCAGGGCAUUCCAGUACUUCGAGGAAGAAGGCAAUCACUUCAUCUCUAUCGAAGAACUAGCACAGGAGAUGAACCUUGCCCCUGCUGCUUACUCUAUGAUGCGCGACUGGAUCCGACCCGCUGAUGGCAAACUCAGCUUCCUCGGGUUCACCAAAUUUUUGCACGGCGUGACGAUACGUAGCUCCAGACCAAGAAACCACCAUUAGAUUUUAACAAUAGAAUUGUUCUAAUUUGUUUUCAUUCUUGGCAUUCCCUUUUCUUCUAUUAUUUAGCUUUCUCUUAUAGAGCAUUGGUGUACAAAACGAAUGUUAUAUCAAGUCCCAAAUAUUUGGAUUUCCCAAUACUUGAUUCGAUUCACAUAAUUCACAA